AUGGGAUAUCGUGACCAGCUAGAGAAACUAGCUGACCGCGAGAAUGAAAUUGAGCACCACAUGCUGGAGAAAAGAGUCGGUGUAAGUGCCCUUCUUCACGAAGGGAGAGAGGACGUUGUCGUAGUUCCGGCUGUCUCUGAGCUCCAGCUUCCGGGCCUUGAUGCCAAGUUGGAGCCGUCGACGUGCGCGACGCUGCACGUGAGCGUGGCCUCCAUGGCAACUUGGAGCCACUUGUUGAACCGCCAGACAAACUCGAGGAAGAUGAAGCGAUGGAGGCUGGCCACGGCGGCGCUGUCGAAGGCGAUUGCGGAGGCGUUCUCCAGGAGGUCGAGUGCGAGCGUCUCCGGGUCCUUGCCGAAGGGACUCGUAAACUCGAUAAUGAUUCUUGUUCUUGCUUGCUUCAUUGCUGGGUGUGUGGCAGCUUCAAAUUACAGCGUCACGGACUUCGGAGCGAAAGGAGAUGGCGUAACAGAUGACACUAAAGCGUUCUUGGAUACAUGGAAUGCAACAUGUCAGAGUUCUGUAUCCUCCAUUCUCCUCAUCCCGGCAGGGAAGACGUUCCUGUUGAAUCCCAUCGUCUUCCAGGGUCCCUGCCAGUUUUACGUCCGUGUUCAGGUAUUGCGUCUGCUUGUCGCCGUCAGCAAGUUGAUGGAGACAUCAUACGGCCCAGCCAACUCUGGGGAGGAAAAAUUGAUCACUGGUUACUGUUCAGCCAUAUCGAUCGCCUGUCUAUCGUCGGAUCCGGGAAGAUUGACGGUCAGGGAGCCGCUUGGUGGUCGUGCAAGACCAAUCAAGUUAGCGUUUCGUCCUCUCCACUUUCCUGUUUUUGUUUCCGACACUCUCAGGUCAACGCAGCUCAUCCUGCUUUCUACGUGCCUUCUCUUCCUUCGGUUUCUGCCGCAGCAAUGCUCUGUUGCUCCCAACACGCUAGCUUUGCUGUUCUGCAGCAGAGCGCUGGUGGCUGAUCUGAGGCUUAUCAACAGCCCCCAGAUGCACCUAGUGGUGGGUUUCAGCUCCACAAUCCGCAUCACCGGUGUUACCAUCACCGCCCCCGGCGACAGCCCCAACACCGACGGCAUCCACAUCCAACAGAGCCAUCACGUCAACGUCUCCGACUCCACCAUUGGUACAGGAGACGACUGUAUAUCGAUAGGCACUGGUUCUUUCCAUGUUAAUGUCAGCUGGGUAACAUGUGGCCCUGGCCAUGGCAUAAGCGUUGGUAGCCUGGGAAUGAACAACUCUCGUGCGGAAGUGUCGGAUAUCCAGGUUGGUCAUUGCAACAUAUCUAGCACAAUGAAUGGCGUAAGGAUAAAGACAUGGCAGGGAGGAUAUGGUUAUGCAAAGACGAUAAUAUUUGAGAAUAUCAACUUCACUGCAGUGAAGAAUCCUAUAAUAAUAGAUCAACACUACUGUGCUACCGGUGUCUGCGCCGAGAAGUCGUCAGCUGUGCAAGUGACUGAUGUGCGAUUCAUCGAAGUAAGAGGCACAUCAAGCAGCCAGGUAGCGAUCAACUUAAACUGCAGCCAAAACGUGGCCUGCACGGGCAUCACCAUCCAGAAUGUUGAGAUCCAACCUGCACAGCAAGGAGGGCAAGCAUCAUCUUACUGCUUCAACGCCCAUGGAACAGUGACCGGUGUCGCCAUGCCUGCAGUUCCUUGCUUGAUGCCAUGA
Molecule: messenger RNA, 1671 nt
Organism: Musa acuminata AAA Group (dessert banana)
Lineage: Eukaryota; Viridiplantae; Streptophyta; Magnoliopsida; Zingiberales; Musaceae
Product: polygalacturonase ADPG1-like
Exons: 9
Coding region: 1-1671 (556 amino acids)
Biological process (GO): carbohydrate metabolic process
Molecular function (GO): polygalacturonase activity
Source: RefSeq, a predicted model, not a curated record